AUGAAUUUUGGGGAUUUUCUUGAUAAUACUUCUGGUGGUGGUGGUGGCGGCGGUGCAAGAAUUGUUGCUGAUAUACCAUUUAAUAACAACAAUAGCAAUAGUAGCAACAACAGCAGCAGCAACAACAACAACAUGCCCGCUGGUGCAAUUUCUCAACCACGUCUACUUGCUCAAUCUCUUGCCAAAUCCAUGUUCAACUCUCCUGGACUUUCUCUUGCUCUUCAAACAGGCAUGGAAGGGCAAAGUGAGAUAACAAGAAUGGCAGAAAACUACGAGGGAAAUAACAGUAAUGGUAGAAGAAGUAGAGAGGAAGAACCAGACAGUAGAUCUGGAAGUGAUAACUUAGAAGGUGCAUCGGGUGAUGAUCAAGAUGCUGCCGACAAACCACCAAGGAAGAAAAGAUAUCACCGACACACUCCUCAGCAAAUCCAAGAACUUGAAUCUCUCUUCAAAGAGUGUCCUCAUCCUGAUGAGAAACAAAGGUUAGAGUUGAGCAAAAGGCUUUCAUUGGAGACUAGACAAGUUAAGUUUUGGUUCCAAAAUCGUAGAACUCAGAUGAAGACUCAACUGGAACGCCAUGAGAAUUCAAUACUAAGGCAAGAGAAUGAUAAGCUUCGAGCAGAAAACAUGUCAAUAAGAGAGGCAAUGAGAAAUCCAAUUUGCACAAACUGUGGUGGUCCAGCAAUGAUUGGUGAAAUAUCUCUAGAGGAACAACAUCUUAGGAUUGAGAAUGCUAGGCUGAAAGACGAAUUAGAUCGAGUUUGUGCACUUGCUGGCAAGUUUUUGGGGAGACCAAUCUCAUCUUUAGUUAACGCUAUGCCUCCACCAAUGCCUAAUUCAAGUUUGGAAUUGGGAGUUGGAAACAAUGGAUUUGGUGGUUUAAGUAAUGUACCAACAACACUACCCUUAGCUCCUCCUGAUUUUGGUGUUGGGAUUUCAAAUUCUUUGCCAGUGGUGGCUUCAACUAGACAAACAACUGGAAUUGAGAGAUCACUUGAAAGAUCCAUGUAUUUAGAACUUGCUUUGGCUGCUAUGGAUGAACUUGUAAAAAUGGCACAAACUGAUGAACCCCUUUGGUUCAGGAGUGUAGAAGGUGGUAGAGAAAUACUAAACCAUGAGGAAUACAUGAGGUCAUUUACUCCUUGCAUUGGUAUGAGACCAAACAGUUUAGUUUCUGAGGCUUCCAGGGAGACAGGCAUGGUUAUAAUCAAUAGUUUGGCUCUUGUUGAGACAUUAAUGGACUCAAAUAAAUGGGCAGAAAUGUUUCCAUGCUUGAUUGCUAGAACCUCAACAACAGAUGUUAUAUCAAGUGGUAUGGGGGGUACCAGAAAUGGUGCACUUCAGCUGAUGCAUGCUGAACUGCAAGUGCUUUCACCAUUAGUACCAAUAAGAGAGGUCAAUUUCCUGCGUUUCUGCAAGCAGCAUGCUGAAGGGGUUUGGGCUGUCGUUGAUGUGUCUAUUGAUACCAUCCGAGAAACUUCUUCUAAUGCACCGACAUUUCCAAACAGUAGGAUACUUCCUUCUGGCUGUCUAGUUCAAGAUAUGCCCAAUGGCUAUAGCAAAGUUACAUGGGUAGAACAUGGCGAAUAUGAUGAGAGCGUGAUUCACCAUCUUUACCGGCCUCUGAUCAGUGCCGGAAUGGGCUUUGGUGCACAAAGAUGGGUGGCCACACUCCAACGUCAGUGCGAAUGCCUUGCAAUUCUCAUGUCCUCCACCGUAUCUUCAAGGGAUCACACGGCAAUAACUCCAAGUGGAAGAAGGAGCAUGUUGAAGCUAGCACAACGCAUGACAAACAACUUUUGUGCUGGUGUUUGUGCUUCUACGGUACACAAGUGGAACAAACUUUGUGCAGGUAAUGUGGAUGAAGAUGUCCGUGUUAUGACCCGAAAGAGCGUCGAUGACCCUGGGGAACCACCGGGCAUUGUUUUAAGCGCUGCUACUUCUGUUUGGUUGCCGAUUUCCCCACAAAGACUCUUCGAUUUCCUCCGCGACGAACGUCUCCGGAGCGAAUGGGACAUCCUCUCCAACGGUGGUCCUAUGCAAGAAAUGGCUCACAUUGCCAAAGGCCAAGAUCAUGGCAACUGCGUCUCCCUCCUCCGUGCUAGUGCUAUUAACGCGAAUCAGAGCAGCAUGUUGAUACUUCAGGAGACGUGCAUAGACGCGGCAGGAGCGCUUGUUGUUUACGCACCAGUUGAUAUCCCGGCAAUGCACGUGGUGAUGAACGGUGGUGAUUCUGCGUACGUGGCUUUGCUCCCUUCGGGAUUCUCGAUUGUACCCGACGGCCCAGGAUCUCGUGGGUCUAAUACUGCCAAUUGUGGGUCCAAUGGGCCAUCAUGUAAUGGGGGCCCAGAUCAAAGAAUUAGCGGGUCACUAUUGACGGUGGCUUUCCAGAUAUUGGUGAAUAGCCUCCCUACAGCCAAGCUUACAGUGGAAUCAGUCGAGACAGUCAAUAAUCUUAUAUCAUGCACUGUUCAGAAGAUUAAAGCUGCCCUUCAUUGUGAAAGCUAAUUGGGAGAAGGAUCACGUGAUGAUGAUUUGACUUGGGGCAUACCGCCCUUUUUUUCUAUUUGUUCUAUAAUUAAUAUAUAACUUAACUAGUAACUAUUGUGUUUAGUUGAAGGGGGCUGAGUCAAGAACUCGAGCAGAAUCGGAGGCUGAGUCAAGAACGAACCGCGCCUAAACGACCGUUGCUAGGUGGUAAGGGCCGGCAUGGACCAGAGCGGUUCAACCAAGCCUAAGGUUAUAGUUUUGGUUCUUAACACAAAGCAAAGGUGGUGGUUCGGGUAUUGACUCAGGACCUAAGUGUUGGUUUCAAGCUGUGGUGAAAAUUGGUAAAAUGAGCACAAGGGUGAGUUUGAUUUCAAAAUAUGGAAUUUUCAUUUUGGGCAAUUUGUGUGACAGCAAUGUCAAUUAAAGCAGAUUUUAUAGUUGUUUGUUUGAUGGGGAGUCAUAAUGGCUCUUUUGUUUGGUAUGGUGGGGGACUAAUCUAGUAUUGUACGUUAUCUUAAUUGACUUUAACUCCACUGUCUUUGUCAUGUUUA
This is a messenger RNA of Nicotiana tabacum (common tobacco), 3041 nucleotides long. RefSeq names its product homeobox-leucine zipper protein ANTHOCYANINLESS 2. The record is from RefSeq and is a predicted model, not a curated record. Gene Ontology annotation, molecular function: lipid binding; DNA-binding transcription factor activity, RNA polymerase II-specific; DNA binding. Lineage: Eukaryota; Viridiplantae; Streptophyta; Magnoliopsida; Solanales; Solanaceae. Gene Ontology annotation, biological process: regulation of DNA-templated transcription.